This is a messenger RNA of Annulohypoxylon maeteangense, 633 nucleotides long. RefSeq lists its product as uncharacterized. The record is from RefSeq and is a predicted model, not a curated record. Bases 1 to 633 code for a protein of 210 amino acids. Lineage: Eukaryota; Fungi; Ascomycota; Sordariomycetes; Xylariales; Hypoxylaceae. The transcript has 2 exons.
AUGUCUUCCCUAAACAACACUGAUGAUGGAACCAACCCUCUAAUCAAUCUCAUGUGUGAGACUGUCGGCAUCGUUCCUCCUGGGGCAGACGCAUACACUAGCCGACCGGGCACCCCUCUCACGGCCGAGCAAACCCAGUGGGUUCUCUUACUUAUCCAAGAGCAUAAGCAGCAAGGCCGGCACCCCUUCGGAGGUCGUGCCACUCAAGAAGCUGGAAGUAGUACCAGCCAGGACGCCGCCGCGCCCGCGGCUGAGACUCCCUCAGUCGAGAACCCCCCAGUCGACGAGAACCCCCCCGUCGAUCAACAGCCGGCCCAGCCCGCCAACCAUGGCUUGACGUGCAGCCAAUGCACCAAGGUGUUUAAGUCAAAUAGGACUUACCAACAGCACCUAGGUGAUGUGCAUGUUGGCACAAGGUGCUUCUGGGAUAACUGUGGGUUCACGACUAGCACCGAAGCACAACUCAAGCGCCACAUGAAGUCGCACAAUGACCGUGCUGCGCAGGGAGUUACCGAUGGACACAUGAUCUGUCAUUGGAAAAACUGCGGCAAGAAGUGCACUACCAUGGGGACAGUCCAACGCCACAUCUGCCGCCAUGCCAUCAAGGCAAAGAAGGCUGCUGGUAACCAUUAA